AGUCAAGACUAUUUAACCAACAUCAGGAUGAGACAGAGCUUCAGAUCGACCAAUACUCUACUUAAAAUGAAUGUCUUUUGACAAGGUUUUAUUAAAUAAUUAAUAUGAAGCUGCCUUAAAAUCUUAAGGGAUGACAUCAUGAAAUAAAACCACUGGCUUUUAAUGGAUUUCUGAAGAAGAAGAAGAAAAAAAACUGUACAGUACAUGCCCAUUUUAAUUGACAUAUUGGGCUUUUCAGAGAUUCCAAAUGUUUUGGGGUUUGGCCAUGAUAUCUUUCUCUUCAUGGCUUUUAAAUGUCUGACAUCACAAAUCAGCAGUUUUAUGGGAACAGAAAAGCAGAGAGGAGACGUUCACGUCUACAUAAAGAGCGGUAGGCGGCGCGUCAGAGAAAGGCUGCCCAGUUUUAACGACCACGGGCUCUACACCGUGGAAAUAACACUAACAGUACAGUACUCUGUUGGGUGGGGCAGUUCAGUGCGGAAAUGUCCAAGUUAUUCCGGGCUGUUAUCAUGGGUCCGCCGGGCUCGGGGAAGGGGACCAUAUCCGAGAGGAUCGCGCACAGUUUCGGCCUUAAACAUUUGUCCAGCGGAGACUUUGUUCGAGAAAACAUCGCUGCGAAAACUGAGGCUGGUGUUCUAGCUAAGACGUAUAUAAAAAAAGGUUUGCUUGUGCCAGACCAUGUCAUGACACGUCUUCUGCUGCCUAGAUUGGAGGAGAUGACCAAAUACAGCUGGUUGAUGGAUGGUUUCCCUCGAACACUAGCUCAGGCUGAAGCCCUGAACAGUGCCUGUGAUCUGGAUGUAGCUAUCAACCUCAACAUCCCUCUGGAAACACUGAAGGAAAGGCUGCGACAUCGAUGGAUACAUCCACUCAGCGGCAGAGUGUACAAUAUGUGCUUUAAUCCUCCCCGUGUCCAGGGGAUAGAUGACAUCACAGGAGAGCCAUUGAUUCAACAGGAGGAUGACAGACCAGAAGCCCUGGUUGCCAGACUGAGACACUACAAAGAUGUUGCCAAACCUGUCAUAGACUUUUAUAAGGCUAAAGGCAUCCUGUACACAUUCUCGGACACAGAGACAGAUCUGAUCUGGCCGAAUAUCAGCACACUUCUCAGCACAAAGAUCCCCGCCAUUCAAUCAGAUGCUCGGUGUGCUUCAACUCACUGAGGAAAUCCACUGAAAGUCUCAUAUCAAAAACAACGGUGUGGCUUCAUCUCAGAGGAAUUACUAAUUGACCACAUUUGGUUUCCAAAGAUUCCAUGCUAGUCAUUUUUAUUAUCGCACAACUUGUCCAUUUUUAGUUUAGUAUUAUUCUUCAUAGUUCUAGCUUUGAUUAUUUCAGUUUAUGAAAAGAUUUCAUACAUUUGAACGACUUGUUCUCCGCUUUUAGCAUUUGCUGGAGUCUGGGAA
Messenger RNA from Cyprinus carpio (common carp), 1406 nucleotides. Its product is annotated as adenylate kinase 4, mitochondrial-like. Gene Ontology annotation, cellular component: cytoplasm; mitochondrion. Gene Ontology annotation, molecular function: ATP binding; nucleoside diphosphate kinase activity; AMP kinase activity. Gene Ontology annotation, biological process: nucleobase-containing compound metabolic process. NCBI's taxonomy places the organism in Eukaryota, Metazoa, Chordata, Actinopteri, Cypriniformes, Cyprinidae. The record is from RefSeq and is a predicted model, not a curated record.